UGUUUAGUCAAUUAUAACCUCUGUUGGAAGAUUAACACAUUGAUUGCACAGUUGUUUAAAAUUUAUUAUAAGUGACAAUGAAAUAUGAAUCGUGCUUUAAUUUAACUAUAUAUGUACAUUAAGUGAAUAACUAAACAGUAAUAAGUAACUACUAAUUUCGUUCUCUAAUCUCGUGACAAAAUUCACUUACACGUGUUUAAUAAGAGUUAUUUAAUUUAUGAUUAAAAAUGAAGGUUAACAAAAAUAAGAAAGAAAUUAUAAAGAAACCUAAUCUUAAAAAGAUUAAGAAAAACAAAAAGGAAAUAACUAAGAAUCAAGAAACACGAAAGGAUGAAAAUAUGAUAACAUUACCCUCAGUACGAAUGUCUGAUGAUCCGGCACCUAAACAGGUAAAGUGGAUAAACAGACAACGAGUUUUAGUGUUUGCUGCUCGAGGUAUCAACCAUUCUCAUCGUCACUUAAUGGAGGAUAUAAAAAAACUAAUGCCUCACCACAAAAGUGAAUCUAAAAUGGAGAGGAGUAAAAAUUUGUAUGUUGUUAAUGAAAUAUCUGAGAUGAAAAAUUGUAAUAAAUGUUUGCUAUUUGAAGGAAGAAAAAUGAGAGAUUUGUAUCUUUGGAUGUCUAAUAUUCCAAAUGGACCUAGUGCAAAAUUUUUAGUUGAAAAUGUUUAUACAAUGGGUGAACUGAAAAUGACAGGGAAUUGUUUAAGAGGUUCCCGGCCUUUACUAUCAUUUGAUCCACAGUUUACUAAAAGUGCACAUUACUCUCUUCUCAAGGAAUUACUGACUCAAAUAUUUGGGGUGCCAAAACACCAUCCAAAAAGUCAACCAUUCUUUGACCAUGUAUACACUUUCAUGAUACUAGACAAUAGAAUUUGGUUCAGAAACUAUCAAAUUCUAUCAGAAGAUGGUGCAUUAGCAGAAAUAGGGCCAAGAUUUGUUUUGAAUCCUGUCAAAAUUUUCUCUGGAUCAUUUGGUGGUGCUACUUUAUGGGAGAACCCCAAAUAUUUGAGCCCCGCUAAACUUCGUCAAGCAUUCUCCAAGAAAGCUGCAAAUAAAUAUGAAAAUAGAAUUGAGAAAAAGGUUCGUAAUGAAGCAACUAAACCAGAAACUGGUUACCCUGAUAUUGAGGACUCAUCCUUCUUCAAAGGAGAUCCAUUGAAGAAGGCAGAAAAUGUUGUAAUAAAAGAUGAAAUUGAUACUGAAUCAUUGAAAGAAAAUGAGAAGGAAAAUAUCAAUCAACCAAUGUUCAGUACAAAUUUAAAGAAAUCUAAAAGUAAACCAGAUAUGGCUAUAAGACGUAAACAACUUAAAGCUCAGAGUAAAGCAAUUUCUGAUAAAAUAAAGAAAAGGAAACAAUUCCAGAAAAAGAAACCUUUAAAGUCUAAAUAAAUGAAAUACCAAUUU
Messenger RNA from Leptidea sinapis, 1406 nucleotides. Its product is annotated as ribosome biogenesis protein BRX1 homolog. The transcript has 5 exons. Gene Ontology annotation, biological process: rRNA processing; ribosomal large subunit assembly. Lineage: Eukaryota; Metazoa; Arthropoda; Insecta; Lepidoptera; Pieridae. Gene Ontology annotation, cellular component: nucleolus. Bases 228 to 1391 code for a protein of 387 amino acids. The record is from RefSeq and is a predicted model, not a curated record. Gene Ontology annotation, molecular function: rRNA binding.